GGGGGGGAAACCGGGCGGGAGGCUGGGACUGCGCGGGGACCCCGAGGGCAGCGCGGAGAGAGAGAGCAUCGGGUGAAAGAGAAGGAGGAGGAGGAGGAGGAGGAAGAAGGAGGCUGGGGGAGGCCGGGGGGGGGCCGGGCCAUGGCUGCGCUGCUGAGCACCUACCCCUGGCCGGAGAGGUUGGAAGGGGAGGCUGCGGAGGGGCUGCAAGCGGGGCCGCCCCCGAGCCGCUGCCCCCCGGGGGAGAAGAGCGCCGAGAGCCGCAUCCGCCGCCCCAUGAACGCCUUCAUGGUGUGGGCGAAGGACGAGAGGAAGAGGCUGGCGGUGCAAAACCCCGACCUGCACAACGCGGAGCUCAGCAAGAUGCUCGGCAAGUCCUGGAAGGCGCUGAGCCUCUCGCAGAAGCGACCCUACGUGGAGGAGGCCGAGCGGCUGCGGGUCAAGCACAUGCAAGAUUACCCCAACUACAAGUACCGGCCCCGAAGGAAGAAGCAGGUCAAGAGGAUCUGCAAGCGGGUGGACCCCGGGUUUUUGCUGGGCAGCCUGGCACGGGACCAAAACGCCGUGCCCGAGAAGCGGACCUGCGGCCGGGCUGGGGGCGAGAAAGAGGGGCCGGGUGAGUACCCCCCUCGCCCGGGGCUGCCCCCUGUCCGGGGCUACCGGGAUCCCCCGGGGAGCAGCAGCGGCACCAGCGUGGACACGUACCCCUACGGGCUGCCCACCCCUCCCGAAAUGUCUCCGUUGGAUGCCAUAGACCCCGAGCAGAGCUUCUUCUCCUCGCCCUGCCCCGACGAGCAUCACCGCUCCCACCUCGCCGCCGGAGCCCCCUUCUCCCCGGAGUACCCGGGCAGCUCCCUCCCGUGCAACCACCACCCGCUCAGCCCCAUGCCACAGCCGGCCACCUGCAUGAUGCCUUCGGCCUCCGCCUGCCCUCCUCUUCCUCCUAGCAGCUACUACACGGCCGCCUUCCCCCCGCUGCAGGCCCCCGGCCUCCACGCCCACCUGGGCCAGCUCUCCCCGCCGCCCGACCACCACGGCUUUGACACCUUGGACCAGCUGAGCCAAGCCGAGCUGCUGGGGGAGAUGGACCGCAACGAAUUCGACCAAUAUCUCAACAACCCUGGCCACGGCGAGCACCACGCCGGGGCUUUGGCCAGUGGACACGUCCCGGCAGUCUCGGCGGCCGGUGGGUCCCAGGCGGCGGAGACCAGCCUCAUCUCCGUCCUUGCUGAUGCCACGGCCACCUACUACAACAACUACAGCGUCUCCUAGACCCUGCGGCCGCCUGGACCGGCCGAGGAAGGACCCAACAGUAUUACAAGGCGUUGGUCCCCUGGGGACGUCGCUCGCCUUCCCCCUCAGGGCGUCCGAGUCCGAACGGCGAGGGCCAUGGAGUCUCCUCGGGGGCUUAGGUAAAGGAUUUCGGUCGUCAGCUUGCCACCGGGUGCAAAGCGUUGGGUGCCCUGCUCCGAAACGGCCAGGGGGGAGUUCUUGGUGCCAAAGCCCCUCUUCUGAAGUAGAGAUGCUCCCAGGAGCAUGGGGAGGCUGCAUCCUGUUUUGGGGCACCCUCAGCUCUGCUUUGGAGUUGGGAGGGUGGCGGCAUCCCGCCAACGGCAUGGACGAAAUGAAACCCCUUGGAAAGGGAGCAGGCAGGGAUGGGUGGGGAAAAAAAAAAGGAAGAUUUUGGUAAAUGGACACAGGAUCCGCGUGCGUGUUGUGCCCCGUGUCCCUGCCCUGGGCUUUGAGCCCAGGUGAGCAGCGCUGCCCCACGUCCAUGCACUCGGUGUUGGUGGUGCUGUGGCAACCCCAAUCAUCCUGGGUGCACCGGUGGGGUUAAACCAGCCCCGUCCCCCUGUCCCUAAACGCUUCAUUUUGUCCCAAGGGGUGUCUUCCCCCCUGGGGACAUCCCAGAGGAUGGGACAUCAGGGAUGCUGCCAGCCCAGGGCACAAUCUCCAUGUAUGAAAUUGGGAUUGUGGGGCAGGAUCGGGCUGGUGCCAACACCCGCACAGCUCCCCCUUGGCCUCCUGGCAAAAGCGCUCCCAAAACGGGAGCGGCGGGGGUCCUGCUCCCUGCCGGGCCAGGAAAACGUCUUCAGAUGAGCACUUUGGCAAAGAGGUGAUGAUGUAGCAGACACGUUUUUAUCAAACAUCCUUUGAAGGCGAACGCUUAAUGUUCCGAGCCGCAGUGCCCAAUGCCUCCUCUAACUCCAGCGUAUUAUUGCCUGUAAUAAAGCUGUACAUUGAUUUAUUCCUUCCAUUAUUCCUCCCCUUGGAUUUUGUAUUGCUCGAGUUCUCUUUCUUUUCAUAAAGAUGAAGCUUUAUUUUAAAUCAGUUAUAUGACAUGAUUAAUCUUAGUGUUUACUGUAUGGCACUUGGUAAUGAUUAGUUAGUAGCGUGGCUAUGAUUUUCUGGUUUCAGUCCCAAACGUGUAUUAAUAAUAAUUGCAAAUAAUACUUAAAAAACACAACUUCACAAGUUUUUAAGCUAAUACAUUCCAUCUUUUUUGUGUGACUCUAUGCAUUUUGAAUGAGUGUAGAUAUGAGUUUGCAUAAAAUAUUUAAUUUAAAUAAAUGUUUUUAUACAAUGAUUGUUUUAUGAUUUAAAUUGCUGUAGCUAUUGACAAAGUUUUCAAAGGAGAAACAUUUCCUGUGCGAGUGCUAUUAUUUUAAAUUUUUUUGUUGUUGUUGUUUUUGGUAUUUUCAG
Anas platyrhynchos (mallard) is the source of this 2703-nucleotide messenger RNA. It is a transcript of the gene SOX7, whose product is annotated as SRY-box transcription factor 7. Gene Ontology annotation, biological process: cell differentiation; positive regulation of transcription by RNA polymerase II. NCBI's taxonomy places the organism in Eukaryota, Metazoa, Chordata, Aves, Anseriformes, Anatidae. The record is from RefSeq and is a predicted model, not a curated record. Gene Ontology annotation, molecular function: RNA polymerase II cis-regulatory region sequence-specific DNA binding; DNA-binding transcription activator activity, RNA polymerase II-specific. Gene Ontology annotation, cellular component: nucleus.